AUGGGAUUUUCCAUGUCACACACCAGCAAAAUGAACAUGCUUGACCUCAUUGGUGGGCACUUUUCAGACAAAGUGGUUGAAGAAGUUACAUGCGCGAAGAAAAUUCAAGGCAUUGGUGACAACUGGGACGUGAAAAUACAUGCACACGAUAUGCUUUCAACAAAUCAAAACACUGAUUUGCACUACUUUGCUUCAAAUCUUAUCGUUGAGCGUGUACCAUCAGAGAAUCGGUCAAAUGUGUCCCCACAACUUAAGAUAUCUUCCCCCCAUAACACAGCUUUCCUUCUUGACAACAACGAGGCCAACAAGUUGAGAGAUGAUAUAAAAGUGUUGCUUGGAAGAGUUCUGCUGCAGAAAAUACCGCACUUAUCGUUUUUGAAACAUGUCAUUCCCAAUCAUGCACAUCUGUACAAGAAAGAAAUGUCCAAAAAAUCAAUCAUUGUUCCUUUACCAAUGAUGAUGAAAGAUGAAAAAAGUAUGAAGAUGUAGUUGAUAUUCUUGAUGGUUAUGAGCAGCAUUUGGAAAAUAUCUUUGUUAAAGCCGAUGUCAUUAAAAAACCAGUUGAGGAUACCAAUAGCGAAACACCUCCAAUAAUUGGCAGACAGUCAGCAUCAGCAGAUCAAGCAAGGGCGCAUUUCAACAAAGAUGAUGAGAAGGAUUAUAUGAAGAAGAUAUCUGUAUCGUUUGGGGGAGCCAGAUGGCCAGGGUGA
Molecule: messenger RNA, 710 nt
Organism: Paramuricea clavata
Lineage: Eukaryota; Metazoa; Cnidaria; Anthozoa; Malacalcyonacea; Plexauridae
Source: the annotation of a GenBank genome assembly